This is a messenger RNA of Poecile atricapillus (Black-capped chickadee), 10631 nucleotides long. RefSeq names its product Opa interacting protein 5 (gene OIP5). NCBI's taxonomy places the organism in Eukaryota, Metazoa, Chordata, Aves, Passeriformes, Paridae. The record is from RefSeq and is a predicted model, not a curated record. Gene Ontology annotation, biological process: chromosome segregation; CENP-A containing chromatin assembly. Gene Ontology annotation, cellular component: nucleus; chromosome, centromeric region; chromatin. The transcript has 5 exons. Bases 130 to 813 code for a protein of 227 amino acids.
GCUGCCCAAUAGUCGCGGGCGGUGAGGAUUGACGCACCCACUGACCAAUAGCAACGCAGAUGCGCGAACGGCGCUCCAAUCACGAGGCUCGGAGGGCGGGCCCCGCGCACGAACGCUCGGCGGGAGGAGAUGGCGGUGCGGCGGCAGCUGCAGCAGAUAUUCCAGGACCCGCGGGUCGUCGGGACCAUCGUGGUGGAGCAGGCGUCCGCUUCCGCCGCUCCCACCGCUCCCGCCUGGAAAUCGCCGCCGCCGCCGUCACCGCCGCCGCCGUCACCGCUGCCACCGCCGUCACCCCCGCCGCCUUCGUCUUCCUUCCCGCCGGCUGCGGUGCCGGUGUCGCCGCCGCGGCAGCAAGGUCCGCUGCCGGAGGAGUGCGCCGUGUUCCACUGCCGCAGCUGCUGGACGGUGCUGGGGGACUCGCUGCAGCUGUGCGCGCAGGAGCCGCCGGGACUCAGCGUCAUCAUCUGCUUCAAGGUCACCAGCGAUGUGACCUGGGAGGACUCGCUGUUGGUCGGCCUCGAGGGAGCCCUCCUGGAAUGUACUUAUUAUUUAUUAACCUGUCGGUCAUGUGGCUUGGCCGUGGGCUUCAUUCUUUAUUCCUGUGACAGUAACCUGGCGUAUCUCCGAGGCUUGUUCUGUUUCUUCAAGGACAGCAUCAUCUGUUACCUCUUACAAAACCAAAUUAUUAUAGAAGCUUCUAAGGUGAAGUUUCCAGCUGUAACCUUAAAGGAACACAUGCAUAAGGUGAAAGAAAAGCUUGUGGACUUCAAUUGUCGCAUAGAAUUAGUGAUAAGGAAGCUGGAGAAACUGUAACAAAAUAAUUAUGACCCUUCAUCAGAUCCAGGUGACCUACUAUCAGGAUAUGCAAGAGUUAAUAUCAACUAAUACCUGUUUUCAAGAACUGCUGGAGUUGUUUCUGCAUCUCUGCUGAAUUUGGUCAUUAUGAAGAAAUAAUGCACCAGACCAGGUUUGAGUGUUGAUCUGUCACCUUAUCUGUGUGUAUGGAAAGAACUGAUGAUGAAGUGCAUUACUUCAGGGGAACACAUGAAAAUCUGACAUACUGAAGUUAUGCUUAGAAGACUGCAUAGCUCAGCCAUGCAGCACAUCACUCUCUGAGGCUGUGUAACUGUGACUUUGCUUUUUCUAAUGACUUAGGGGGAAAACCAGCCUUUGAAAUACUGACAUCAGGUUUCUUGAACUAUGCAAAACACAUUUAACAAGGUGAUGAUAUUCAAGAGCCACCAUUACAAACUGAACAUUCUUAGAGACCUAAAGCUCUUGUCCUACCUUUCAGUACAGACACAGUGUUAAUGGCAGCCUUGGUUUUAAUGGCAGCUGGUUUUUGGCCAAGUGGCUCAUUAGCUACAUCUGAUACUUGAGCCACUGCUAAAUGGACUCCUGAAUAGUUUUGAGAUUUCCUUGUGUGUGUUGCCUGCAGAAGCAGCCGACAAGCACGUCACAGAUGCUGCAAUGUUCUUAGUGCAUGAGUCUGGUUGGCACCAUGCAGGCAGAACACAAGGUUUUAGAUUUCAGGUAAAGGCCAACCCACGUGCCUGCCAAGUCUGCUGAAGUGCGGCCCCAGGAACAGGACUGAGUCAAAUUCUGCCAGCUAACGGUGUGAGCAACUUCCUUGAGCAGAUUUGAGCAUUUAUUUCUGGAAUGUCAACUAUGAAACCAAGGAAUGGUCUUCUGCACAAUCGUGGAAGCACUGCUUUCCUGAAGUUAUGAUUUGCCUGUCACCUUCAAUUGGCCAGUUAAGAUGUUUUAGAAAAAAUACCUACUCAUGGCUCAUUGGCAUUUCUCUGUUGACUAUUGGUUAUGCUUAUUUCCAAACAUUUAGAAAAUAAUUUUACAGAAAAGAAAGCACUAUUUACUGGGACAGAAUUUCCCUAAUUCUUUGUUGGAAGAUUAAGGGCUCUUUUCCUCUCCCUUUGCUCCUUAAAGGGCUAAUGUUUUUCCUUAAAGGAAUAAUGAAUUUUAUGGAAAGUUUAGUAGUUGUCUGUAGUGGUCUAGAGAGGAUUCUAUUUACUUGAUCAGCUUAAUUCCAGUGAUUCAAAUUGCCUUCUCCUUCCAUAUAUAUGACCAGCAGGUUGUAGACAUCAUUGCUACUGCUGCCAGUUGUGUUUUGUCUUAGUUGUAAAAUAACUCAUAAUGGGCUUGGAGCAGAGAGGACAAAACUCAUAAAGCACCUCAGAGGUUUUAGGUGGGCAGCUGGUACUUAGGCUACUACUAAUGCUCACUGUGUUGCUUUCUGUUUGGGAGUUCUGUAUGGUCUCAGUUCAUUGUGGUAAGCAAAAGCACCAAAUAUCAACAGGUAUUCUGUAAGGAGAGGAGGGACUCUCACAAAUACCACCUUUGAAGUACUUCCUUAGUGCUUGUGUUGUUGCAUGAGUCUAAGAAAUGUGAUUGAUAAUGGGAGUAUUUGCUUUUGCCCUUUCAUUCCAGUUUCUGCAUUGAGACUGUUUCUUGCUAUUUUAUAUCUAUACUAUGAAUCAUGCUAAAUUGUUUUGCUUCAUUAGUGUUGAGCCCUAAAAGAAAAUGAAAGCUGUCAGUUACAUUUUUAUGUUAUAUUUAAAGUUGUGAAGAAGAAACUUCUUAAAUAAAAGCUGGAAUUCAGAAAUUCAUAUUGUGCAAGUCAUUGCCAAUAUUAUGUGAGUCCUAGGCCUACUUUUCCUUUGAUUAAUUUUGCAGAAAUAAAAACAUCACUUUCUCUUACUUGGGUCCUCAUUUGUUAUGAAGCAUUAAAGUAAUGGUUCCUCAAAUUAUAUUACUUAGUGUGAAUUUAAAUAAAUAAUGAGUAUGUGCUGAAGAAUAGCUGGUAAAUUUUUAAACUGCAUUUCUGUAAUCUUUGAAAGUGGGAGCACCUCCGUCAACCACAGAAGAAAUUUUUCAGAAGUGUAGUCACCAAAGCAAUAAACAAUACAUACAUACAUAAAACAAUUUUCUGAGGGGCCUUGUUAUUUUGAGGCAAUCAAUACAAGAAAUAGAGGGUUUAUGCUACCCUCUAAAACAACCCUUGAAGCUCUUAACUGAUAAGUUAUGCAUCUUAGAAUGAGUGGAAUAACAAUUUUUGUUUAGCUGUUGCCUAAGUCAGAAGCUCUUGUGCCUGAAGUCUGCUGGGACAGCUGGCCCCAAAGCAGAUACCCAGUAUAUAUGAAUUCAGCCUGAGUUGUUAAAUUUUGACAAAGCUACAGCAAGUACACCUCAGAAGUGAAAUGGAAUGUACUGUAAUUUGGUUGUCUUCUGAACAGAUGACACAUCCAGUUUUAGUGCAUUCUCAGCCUGUGCUGCUUUAUUGCUAAAAAAAUUUGUAUACAGGUGCAGAGUUUCCAGGUUCAUUUUUAAACAGUUCCUCUUUACAGUGUCAAAAUAAUAAAAUCUUAUCUUGAAAUCCUCAAAGAUGCAUAGAUAUAAAAGCAAGCUGCCUUUUGGAAAAACACCAGUAUUUGCAGGGAGACAUUCUUUCACUGUUACCAUGUAAAACGUGUGCAAUGGGAGUACGUAGUUUGUAGUCACACCAAUAAUUUCUUCCACUAAUCCAUGCAAGAAUGCUAUCAGAAAUUCAGUAUAAGUAUUAUUCAGCCUAUUAAGUAAUAAGGUAAUUUUUAGGAAUGUAUACCUAAUGCUUCUCCUUUGCUGUUACAUUUUUCAAAAGGAAGAUAACUUCAUUGACAUCCUGAAGUAGCUUAUUCCCCAGGUUAUACUGAAGGGAAAUACAAAGGAUACAAUGGCUUACUCAUUACAAAAAAAAAUAUUUAACAGACUUUAAAACCAUGCAUAGUAUUCUAAAGAAUUAAAAAUGACCAUGGUAAACCCCUGGGCUAAAUUUGUUUUUGAAAUUUUCUUGAAGUUGGCUCCAAGAUUUUCAUUCAGUCUAACUUGUGAUACCAUGGAAUAGUUACCUUCUUUUAUAAUAUCCCUAUCUUCAUUUGGCAAUCCUUACACAUCUAAAAAGAGCAUUCCUGCGUAAAACCACAAUUCCCACUCUAAACCCAAAACACAGUGCUUUAUGAAUGGCUGGCUAUGAAGUAUGUACAGGAGUUAACUUGACACACCAUUUUUUCCUCCAAGACACUUCUUUCUACUAAGAGAGGACUGAGCCUCUGGACAUGGAGAAGUGUUCUGCACAAGUUAAGCCCACUUACAAAAUUAAGCUAAACUACAAGUAUGGAAUUCUGCAAUAACAAGCCAGUAUUCUACAUGUUUAAUUACAAAUUUAAACUUGGAAAAGUAUUAGUGAUGUAGGUAGGCUAUACCACACACUCUUUUAUAUUCAAACUGCCAGCAGAAAUUUCCUGCAUUAUCCACUAAGAGACUUGAAUUACAAGGAACACACUAAUAAGUUUACAGAAAGAUGGCACCCAAAUUCCCUUUUAUUUAAUAAGUGAAAUAAAGAAAAAAAGACAAUUGCAACCUCUGUUGCAGAAGAUAAAGACCUUCAGUGAUCAAAUCUCUUUUUCUAUUUUUAAAAAUCUCUUUAAAGAACUUAAAAAAUAUACAAGAUUAUCAGUAUUUUCAGGUUUAUUCCUGCGGAUGCCAUUAUUGCUGGCUGGUACCAGUAUGCUUCAGUACAGCUGCCUGUGUGGCUAGAGUUACCUGAAAAUACUGUCUAUUAAAAAGCUAUUCAACACCUGAAAAAUAUGUACUGUGCUUAUUAAUUUCAGUCUUCUCCAAAUAAUUUCUCUUACCACAUUCAAGCUUAUUACCUACUGUCUGGCAAAUACUACACUCAAUCUGAAUCUGUGGUUUCUGUUACUUGUUUGUUGGCUUGGAUUUUAGGGUGAUUUUUUUUGUGGGUUCGGUUUUUUCUUUCCCACCAGUUGCUCCCCCUGCACCACAUAAGAAACUCUGCACCCUUUUCCUUGCUACAGCUGCAGCAGGUGAGAAAUCUCAUCUCGCCUCUAAACAUGCUCAGUUCAUGCCCUGCUUUUUACAUGCUCAGGACAGUGAUAUGAACCAGACAAGAGGUUAUAAAGGCGAGUUCUGCUGAUCCUGGUUCCUGAUUUACAGUUUUGGUGCCAUGCUUCUGUCCCUAUCUAUACAUUCUACCCCCUUCUCUACAGAGGCAGCACAUUCUCUAAAAAAACCCCAAAAUUUGAGAAUCAAAGCAGGAAGUUCAAGCUAUUGGUAUAUUAAUUCCUAUUGCUUCAUUAUGUAUAAAUGCAUAUCUCAAUUUACUGGUAAUAACUACAUUACACUAGACAUUUUGAAUCAUGCAUAAUUAGAAUACUAGCUCUAAAGUUUGGUUUGUGGGCCUGUGCUGCUUUCCUUCAGUUUCUCCAUGCAGUUCUUCAUGCCUAAGGCAUUACAAACUACCUACCUUUUAUCUGACCUGUAAACACACUCAUUUGGAGGGGAAGUGGAGAGAAGAAGACAGGAUUUACAUAGGACACACUGAACAGAAAGUUACCUUCUACCUUUAACUUUAGAUGGGGUAAAGUCUUGGGAAUCUGUCUGUAUUAUAACCCGAUACAAAGGUUCAGAGACAGAAACAUGCUCUGCUGACAUCAUGAACACUGACACUUUCUCUAAAUGCAGGAGGAAGUGUAGAGACUGAAAAGGAACAGACAUCAGAAUCCAUGGUUAGUGUUCUGCACUGUUGAACAAGACACCCUGGCUGAACUGUUGGCUUUUGUGUGCCGGAAAAGUGCUACAGUGGCAAAAUGAUGGAUCACUCCAUGAAAGAAAUCCAGUCGAAUCUAACUUGAACUGUCAUUCUGCAGCUCUGUACCUGACCAGCAAUCAGGAUUAUUAGUUUUGGAGGAAGACCAGCCAGUUUCCUAAGGAUGCAAGAAGCAGUAAUUUCUAAGAUUCGUUCUACAUCAACAAUUAUUCUAUCUUCAAUAUUUUUUUCCUUUUAUGCUCCGAAAAAAAACAGACUGCCAGCUCUUGACAAGGUAAUCCUCGUGUAAAGUGUCAGUAUCCUCAAGCUCAGUACAAUUUCUUCUCACUAUCAAGAAGUCUUCGCAAGACUUUCUUUUUAUUCCUAAAUUUGACAAUUACCUCAGUUUCAGAAGGUACAAUUCCCAACACAAGUACUGGCUAGGCCUUCUACAGCAGCACUACUGGAUAUACAAACAGAAUAUAUUUGUAUAAUCUGGGUUUAGUACUGCUAGAGGAGGCAUGUCCAUACCAGUCAUUAUACCUUUGAUAUACCACACCCCAGUGUGGUAGCACCUAACAGUUCCACUUAGAAGCUGUUAAAUCAAGGAGGCUGAAAGCAAAAGUCAUGCCAUAGUACAAGAGCUGAAAGGCAAAGGGAUUCCUUUUGUUGCUGUGAACAGUAAUUCCUAGUCUAGCAGCCCACAGAAUUCAGAUAUUAUUGAAGCCUGAACUGGGAAGUAUAUGCAGAUAGCUUGCCUGGCUACAUUAGUCUUUAUUUCCUCCCCACUUUUCUGAGUGGAUAUACCCUUGAAGAAUUCUGUUCAGCCACAAAAUUCAUACUUCUGAAGCAUGAACAUGACUUUGCUUUCAUUAUAAUUUCAUUAUUAUGUAAAUGUAUUUUCUGACCACAGACCACAGUAAAUUAAUAAUUUCUCUAAUGUAAUCAGAAAGCAAAUGAAGGUCCCCGAAGGCCAGCUUCCAAUUUUAUCAAAAAUUCAAUAGUUGGAAUUUAAGCUGAUUACAAUCUUUCAGAUCAAUUAGCUUUUCAUACACGUUAUUACAUAUUAGCCAACACUUAAUUUGGACAUUCUCAUGCUUAUCCUGUUACUUUAUACUGUAAAAAUGCUCACAGCCCUCACACUUCCAUUACCAAUUUAUGAAAAGCCAAAGUGCUUCACCCUCAUGCUUUAAAAACACAAGAAGCUUCCAUUAAGCUGAAAGUCACAGUCUAAAUUACUUCAGCUUUCCAGAAGAAAUGCAGCCAGAUUGAUCUAAACCUCUGACCAAGUAAUUCUGUUCACAACACAUUACUAUCUGUUGGGCCAUAUUGCGUCUAUAGAUGAGGUAUCUACACUGAAAAGUGUCAACUAGGAACAGUUUAGAACUCCUGUGGUUCUUUUAUGCAACCCUUUGAUAGCAAAUAAUUUGUUAGAUGCAGAUCUACAGGUGUAGAUCAAAAACCCUGUGCUACCAGAGGCUUCACAGUACUUUCUUCUGCAAAACUUCAGGCAUUAACCAAAAUCUAUUAUGGUCUAAAACAGUAUUUAGCAAAACUGAAAUUAUUUUUUUCUGCUGUAACAUCUUUAGAAUUCUACAGUUGUGCUUGGCAUGUACAAAUGUUUUGAGUGUCAAGUGCUUUCUAAUAUUUUUCAUUUUUUUAAUUUUUCUUUUAUUUAAAGACUAUCUCAGAUUGGUCUUUAUAAACAAAGAAACCAGAAAGUACUUCCCACCACAAAAGCUUCUAAAUCUAUAAUCAUGUUCUCCUCACAGUACAGUAUUUGGAAAAGUUUAGUUUCUCAGAGAAAUAGAGCAACUGCUAGGCUACAAAAAAAGAAAUAAAUUACAGGGAAACUUCAGCUAUCCUUUCAAAGAGAACUGUCUGCCCUUCCCCCAGCACUCACUGACAGUGCUUCAGACAUGUGGCAAAGCUAAUUUUUCUUUUUUUAAUAUAUAUAUAUCAAGUUCAUUAACUUAGUAUUCAAGUGCCAAAUUCCCUCCAAUGAGAGGAACAUAAGAAGAAUUCACCCUUCUUCUCAGGAAGACUCUUCACACAACUCCCUGCAGCACAGAGCGCCACAAACUUAUUUGGUUAUUACCCACUUACUCUACUGUACAGUCUUGCUAAUGCAAGUUAUUAACUAUCACAUGCAAAACAGUUAUUGCUACUAAAGUUCUAUUUUCUUAUUAAAUCAUCUUAUGGCUUUGUUUGCAUCAGGGAUUCUUCCCCCUACAUACUGUGCUAUUUUGCAUUCCAGUUUCAGAGGUAUUUUUCAAUUGAUUCUCCCAAGCACUAAACUACUUUAUUCAAUGGUACAGCUACGUCCAUUUAGAAUUGAACCUGACCGUUAGCACAGGUCCCCCAGAGCUCUGCUGUAAAUGGCCCACCUGUCCAAUUUUCUCAGAAAUUUAUUAGAUGCAGAGGGCUGUUUGGUUGGUUUUGUUGGGGUUUUUUUCCCUGUUACAUACAUUAACUCUGCCUGGAUUACUGUCAUUGCACGGAAGUACAUGCUUCUUGAUUAAUAAAGAUAUAUUGUACGAAAAUUACAAAACCAAGCUACCCAUUCCCUCCCUCCCCCUAAUGGCCAUUUACAGGCAGGUCUCAGGAAAAAAAGAUGCAGUAUCCUCUCUAAGCUGAAAGAGAGAAAUGGGUGAAGAGCAGCACUGGUAUCAAAUAAAAGACUAAUUCCUAGGAAAUCAGAGGAUGCCAUCCACAGAGCAAUGCACAUCUCAAGAAUCAUACCAGUCUCCUAUUUGACCAGUCCAAGCUGCCCAUUGAGUGCUAAAUCAAUUUCACUUCCCCAGUCUAAACUUUCCUUCUGAAAAAAGCAGAGGGAGAGACAGAAAUCAUUAAAAUUGAGCUUAGAGCUGGAAAGCAAAACUGGAAGUCACCUAAAAUACAAGAUACUGAAUUCUCAAUAAUACAGGGGUGGGGAAUCUCUGAUCCAUUGACUAGAGACAGCCUGCUGCACAGAUACAGCCUGCAACAUCAUUUUCCAACACCCUUUGACCUUUUUGUAUUCUCUCUUAUUAAGAUGUAUGUAAAUGCAGGAUCCACCAAAGUUAUUCUAAGAUUCAAUAGGACUUCAGCCAAAAAAGGUUCCCCAUUCCUGCAAUAAUGCAUAAGUCUUCUAUGCAUAAUAAGCACAUCAUAUUUUGUAACUAUUAUCACACAAUGAGGAUAAUGUUUUUCUAGCUACAAUAAUCAUAUAGUCAGAUCUGAAAAAAAGAAAAGAUUACUUAACAGACUUUAUAAACAAUCUGAAGGUAAGAGAUGUGUACAGAAUGCACACAAACUCCUUAGCAUAUUCAUACUUUUCUGAGUAUAUCACACUAUGAGUAAUAAGUGCUUCAAUAAAAUUGCAAAUGGAAGAAAACACCAACAAAGAUUAAAAAUAAAAGAAUAGCACUGAUAGAGAUGAGAAUUAUGGAUGCUUGCAUACUCUAGCUUACUACUGCAGUUGGACAGACAGACAAAUAUCAAAAAGUCAACUAUGAUUCGAUGAAGCCCAUUAAGUGAAUGAGUUCCAUUUCUAAGGAUAGCAUUGCCAUUGUCAAAGGGAGGAUACUGCAUGUUUAGACCAUGUUUGUGACAUUUCUAUUGUAUCCUUUCUAGUGUUAAUUACAUUAUCAUCACUGUUUACUAAUAAAUUUGUCACUCAGAAAUUGUAAAAAUACUACUAGGCUCAUGCACUGAUCCUAACAUGGCACUACAGUUUGCUACGAAGCACUAAUGCUCAUGGAACUAUACACAUCUCAAAAUGGAAGACAUUGGUGAUUUUGUUGUUUUCAAACAACUUGUAACAUCGUUUUGUCCACAAGUAUUAAAAUAUAUAUAUGUAUAUAUAUAUAUAUAUGAGCUAUUGCACAUGCCCCUUGUUUUUGUAAUCUUUCACAUGGGAAGAUUUCCAACCAACAUAAAGAAAAAGCAGAACAAGAAAAAGUGAGUCAGAUGAAGCAGCUUUUCCAAACACAGCAGUUCUUUAAAGGUGCUGGCCAGGAAGGUACAGCAAUGGGGGUCCUCUGGGCAUGAACUAUUGGAGUAUUAUUUCUGUGAAAGCCACAGAUCCUUAACCUAAUAAAAUCCCGAUGUUCUAAAAUUAAACUUGAAAACUAAUGCUGUUACACGGUCAUGAAUAGGAGUCAAGAAAAAAAAAUCAGUAAUUCCACUUUUUUGUUACAAUGCCAGGUUAUAAAAUAUUGAGAUUAAAAAUCAUAGAUUAUUGGCUCUCUAGUCAGACAAAUUUGCAAUUUUUGUACAUGUCCACAGGAAACAAAAAUACCUUCCUGUCCCCCAAGCAUUUUGUCAUCAAGCUAUGCAAGAAAGAACUGCUAUCUCUAACAUCAGAGGGGUAAGAAUGGGCAGAAGGAAGAAAGUAAAAUUCCUAUAUCUAAAAUCAAACAUUUCUUAUACCACAGACUUCCCAACCACUGUAAUCCUAUGAUAUUGACAGUGUUUUCCAUCACUUAAAGAUGGAUCCUGCUUCUACAGACAUCUCCACUAAAUCUAAUUGACUUCAAUGAAUGGAGGCCCUAAAAGGAAGUGUGCUUUUCUAGUUGUCUCCAAUGCCAGAAAGUUCAGACCAUAUUCAGCAAAGAAAUCCUAAAACAGGCCAAGCUGGCGGUGGCCUUAGUUAAUUCUUAUCACACAGCUCACCACAAUGUUAUACACAAUUUUAGAGCACCUCUCUGCUCAUUAAAGUUGGCAUUACUUUGAUAUGCAGCGUCCUGCUCACCACUCUUAAGCUUACAUGUCUGCUCUUUGCUUCAUGGAAACAAAAAAUGGGUAAAGCUGUCAUUAAAUCCUAUUGUUACAAAACAAGUCUAAACACAGACAUUACUUGGAGAAUUAGGAUCAACAUCAAUGCUUGUCCUCACUCUGGUAUGGAAUUUGAUCCCACAAAAUGUCACCACAUUUUUGAUACUAGAAUGCUGCCCUGGCAAUCUAUCACCAAGAUUUAAUAAGGAUUUCAAUUGUUUGCUUUUUCAGCCAUUUUUAGGCUGUCUGGCUUUCUCCAGCAGUUUUCUAA